Molecule: messenger RNA, 1665 nt
Organism: Phascolarctos cinereus (koala)
Lineage: Eukaryota; Metazoa; Chordata; Mammalia; Diprotodontia; Phascolarctidae
Gene: AQP11
Product: aquaporin 11
Biological process (GO): transmembrane transport
Cellular component (GO): cytoplasm; membrane
Molecular function (GO): channel activity
Source: RefSeq, a predicted model, not a curated record
AUGUCUUCUUUGCUCCGGGCUAACUGUCACACUAUCGCUCGCAGCGACUUGGGCGACCCGACCCACGCCAGUCCCGGACGCUCUCGCCCCCCAACGGUGCUGGCGCGUGCCCGCUCCCGCAAGCGUACGCCUGCGCGGCGGGCCGCUCUUCCCGCCCCCGCGGUGGCGUGCUCGCGCCCUCGCUUUCCUACUCCGGGGAGACUUCCACCUCGACUCCCAAAGGUCAAAGGGGCGCGUGGCCAGGAGCCGGAGGGGGCCGGGGGAAGGAGAAGCGGGCUGGCCGGUCGCGCACGCGCGGUGGUGCGCCCCGGCGCGCGCUCCUCUGCUCCCUUUUCCCCUCCCCUCCCCAGGUUCCCCACCUCAUUCGUUCGGUCCGAGGCGGACGAGGUGCGUGUGUGCUGUCUGCGCUUCUUCCCCGGCUGGGUGAGACUGACCGUUGGGACCCUCCGUCCCCGGAGUCGCCGUCCUACCUCAGAGCUGGAGCUGGGGAACGAGUUGCGCCCGGGGACUCUGGACCCGGGGCAGGUCCAGAGCCGGGAGGUUCCAAAGCAGCCGGCGAUUUCAGCGAGGGAGCUGCAGCUGACUCUGCUGAAGAUGUGGGCGGAGGGGCAGGACACCUGCAUAUCCCUGGGGGUGAUGCUCUGCGUGGUCCUGCUCACUGGCGUGGCGCGCGUCCUGGUCCGGAGGCACAUCAGCUCCUCGUUCAUUCGCGUCUUCGCGGCGGAGCUGCUGGCCACCUUCCAGCUUUGCUGCUGUUGUCUAGAGCUCCAGGUGCUGGGCGACCUGGGGCCGGCCAACCCCAGCUGGAUCCUGACCAUGAUCUACUUCCUCUCCCUGGUCCACGGCCUGACGCUGGUGGGCGCCAUCAGCAACCCGUGCGGGGUCCUGGAGCAGCUGGCGCUGGAGCAGAUGCCCCUGUGGUUGGGCUUCCUCAAGAUCUUCGCGCAGAUGCUCAGCUCGGGACUCAGCCGGACUUUCAUGAUGUGGGUCUGGAGCCUGGGCAUUUCCAAGCGCCACUUUGUCGAGAGGGCUGUGAAGUGUACCAGCCCUAUCCACCUGGCUCUGCCCGAGGCGUUCCUCGUGGAGAUGAUCUGCUCUUUCAUCUUCCACAGUGCCAUGAUGCAUUUCCAGGAGGUCAGGCUCAAGUUUCGAAUCCACUUGCAGGCAGCACUCAUCACGUUUUUGGUCUUUACAGGAGGAGAUCUAACAGGAGCUGUAUUUAAUCCAGCUUUGGCCCUUUCACUACAUUUCCAGUGCUUUCAUGAGUUAUUCUUCAACUAUUUAAUUGUGUAUUGCGUGGCUCCUUCUUUAGGUAUAAUGUUGAUGGUUUUGAUGUUCAUCCAUUUCCUUCCUUGGCUGCAUAACAUGAAUAGAAUUAAUAAAAAUGAAUAGCGAUUAUCAGAGGCUAAUACUAAGUUAAAUUGCAGUCCAGCUGGAUGUGAAGCAGUCACCAAGUUCAAUCGCUUCAUGCUCUAAAUGCCAGUUGCACUUUUCUCCAAAUGGCAGAUUUCUCUGAGGAUGCUGUCUUACAGUUCCCAUCCCUGAGACUUUUAAAAAAAUCAAUGUGAAAUUGAGGUCUCCUGUGUAAAGACUUGUUCUUUUGAAUGAUGUAUAUUAAAAUGCUGCUGGAAAGGACUCAUUACAUUAAAUUUAAACUUAAAGUGA